This is a messenger RNA of Vespa mandarinia (Asian giant hornet), 610 nucleotides long. Its product is annotated as histone H2A-like. Gene Ontology annotation, molecular function: DNA binding; structural constituent of chromatin; protein heterodimerization activity. NCBI's taxonomy places the organism in Eukaryota, Metazoa, Arthropoda, Insecta, Hymenoptera, Vespidae. The record is from RefSeq and is a predicted model, not a curated record. Gene Ontology annotation, cellular component: nucleosome.
UAACCUCAUUGCACAUCGUUAUUUCUGAAACAGAACUGGAAGCGUUCGUUACGAUUUUAUAAAUUUAUAUUUUUUUAAAGAAGUACGAUAUGUCCGGACGUGGGAAAGGUGGUAAAGUAAAGGGUAAAGCGAAGUCGCGGUCAAAUAGAGCUGGAUUACAGUUUCCAGUUGGCCGUAUCCAUCGUCUUUUAAGGAAGGGUAAUUAUGCCGAACGUGUUGGAGCCGGAGCGCCAGUAUAUUUGGCGGCAGUAAUGGAAUAUCUAGCUGCUGAAGUUCUCGAAUUGGCCGGAAAUGCAGCUCGCGAUAACAAAAAAACUAGAAUUAUUCCAAGACAUUUACAAUUGGCGAUUCGAAAUGACGAAGAAUUAAAUAAAUUGUUGUCUGGCGUGACUAUUGCUCAGGGUGGUGUCUUGCCGAAUAUACAAGCUGUUUUGCUUCCAAAGAAGACAGAAAAGAAAACAUAAUUAAAAAUUUGCAAACUAAAACGGCCCUUUUUAGGGCCACCAGAUGAAUUUUUUCUUAGGGAAUUAUCUCGUUUGAAUUACGGUAUUAAUGGUUCGUUAUAAACAUUAGUUUAUCUUGUAAAUAUAUACAAAUGUUAAUUUUUAUA